AUGUGUGAUAAUUUAAAAAUUUCAGACAAUUUCAUUGAGAAAUAUCCUGAUAGAGUGUAUAUUAAGAUAAUAAUUAGACCAAUUUUAUUAUAGAUAAGUGUUAGAUCUAGAUUGCAAUUUCAGGAUGGAACCAAAAUCAAAAAAUAUUUAAUGAGCAAAUCUGAUCAUUUUUAUCAUUUCCUCUAAAUCAUUCGAGAGACACUCCACGUUUAGCCACAAGAAAGCCUAUAUCUCUUCAUUAACAACUCUGGCUUGAUUAAAGCAGGUACAAUCAUUCAUAUUAAUAAGAGAGUCAAGUUGACGAAGUUUAUAAUAAAUUCAAAAGUCCUGAUGGAUUCUUGAGAAUUCAAUUGACAGAAUAUCCCUCAUUCGGAUAAUGAUGAAACUUAAAUAAUUCGUAC
Paramecium octaurelia is the source of this 401-nucleotide messenger RNA. The record is from the annotation of a GenBank genome assembly. NCBI's taxonomy places the organism in Eukaryota, Ciliophora, Oligohymenophorea, Peniculida, Parameciidae.